GCGAAUGAACACAGCAAAGAUUAUCCCCCUUUAAACCACCCGCCGAUAGAGGGGGCAAAAAAGUUUACUCCAUGACUGAAGAGAAAGAAUGUAAAGUGACAGAUCAAUUUACAAUCGGGAUUUAGAAACCGUCACAUCCGAUCAAUAGAGCAAUGAAGUGGACAAGUGUAGCGUUGGCAUUUUGUGGAGUGCUGGCUGUACUCUGCCUAGCCGAAGCUUGCAAUGAAGCGAUUUGUGCCAGCCGGGUCAGUAAGUGCAUGCUGAUCAAAUGUUGCGAGUGCAACAUGUCGGAUAAAAAGAACUGCACUUGUUGCCGGGACUGCCAGGUUUGUUUGGCUGACCUGUAUACAGAGUGCUGCUCAUGUGUGGGUCUCUGCCCCCCACCCGACCCGAACAUGGACCUCUACAAGACCAGCACCAUUGAACGUCUGGGGGACCCCAUUCCUGACCUGUUUAAUGUGCUGACAGAGAUUCCCGACUUCCAGCAGCGCUGGGUGACUUACACAUACCCCCGGCACCAGCCAGAGGAGACUCUCUUAACCAAUGUCUCCAAGGACCUGAAGUACACCUUCACUAUUGGAGAGGACGAAAAGAGAACUGCAGCUAAGAGUGAUGAGGAUGAGAACAAGAACUGCACCGUAGCGUUCUUCUCGCAGUGCAUGUCCAUACACAAGUGCAGGGCUUCCUGCAAGUCUAUGGGCGCCGCCAAGUACCGCUGGUUCCACGAGUAUGGCUGCUGCCAGUGUGUCGGCGACGUUUGUCUCAACUACGGCCUGCCCGAACCCCACUGUCUCAAGUGUCCACCUCCGGAUGAAAUUGUGGAGUCUGAGCUUACAAUCGAAUACGCAGAAUCUGGGGUGAAGGUCGGCGCGAAUGAAGAGUUCAAGGUUGCUGUGGACGGCCUAUGAGGUCACAGCUUAUUCCACAAGGACAACAGUAAAUGUAGUGGUCAGAGACAUGCUUAGUCAGCAUCUUUAUGUCCCAGCAAUUUGCAUUAUAACCAGUAUCAACAAGUCUUGGAUUAAGCUGAAGCCUCCUUGUCUAUAGUAUAAGGAUAACUGGACCAAGCUUGUACUGGUGGGUAUAAGGGUGGGCUCAAAUAUACACACAUGACCAGCCAGCCAGCCAUAUUUUUUACGUAUCAUGGUAGGGAUUUAUUCAGUGUGUGGACUUGUACAUGGAUGUGAAAUUAACCAUGUGUUUAACAUGUCGUUUUGUUUAUUGUGUUGUUUCACAUAUAUUUGAUGCCAUGGAAAAUAGGAACAAAACUAUUCUAACCAUAUUUCCUAGAAAUUAUUAUUUCACAGUGACAUCGGUAGACCCUUGCAGAAUUAGUGCUAUGACUUACAGAAAGGGCACAAUCUCUACCUGAUAUAUAAUUAUUUUUCAUUUGUGCAUAUUUUUUUUCUGUGAAGUAUAUCACAAUAUGCUUAUGCCGUCCUUACAUCUUUUAGCCAUGUUGUCAUGGUAAUUGGUUUCAACCAUCACGUACCAUCAACAAAUGACAAUUAGAAUGUGGACAUUUGUUAAUGAUUAGUGCUGUUAAUAAUUUGUAUUAUUUUCCUGAUGAAGGAGAUGUUAAACUCGCCACCAAAUACAGUUUGGUGUAAAACUGAUAUAAACGGAAAAUGAUUUUUGAAAAAACAACCUGGUAUUCAAGUAGUUGUACAUGAAAUGUUUCAAGAAUAGCCAACUGUCCCAAAUUUGCUUUUCAAGUAUCAUUUUCCCACUUUUAUCACAUCCGGACCACAUGUAUAUAAUUGGCUGAUGUCUGGUUGACAAACAGGUUUCUGCUUUGAACUUAGUUUAUUUUGAGUUAUGAUAGGGAUUAGGUGUGAGUAGAGUUAAAAAUUAAACAAGUGAAUAUUGAUAGAAUUCCUCUGACCUAUGAAGUAUUGAGGGAUUGAGUGAGAUUACCCGUGGCCACAUUGACCUCAAAAGUUGUGAUCAGUUGCUAAAAAAAAGGUUUGACUUUUUACUCAUGACAAAUGUUGUGAACGUCCUUCUCAAUGAUGCUUUAGAUUAUGAUGAUUCGGCAUGCAUCCGUUUCAUGUACUUCCGAUAAUAUGGACCAGGGAGAUGAAAUUAAAGUACAAACGAAACUUUGUUCCCUCCACCACAGGGUAUGUGAAAUGUUAUCCUUUCUAGGUCAAGCAUGAUGAAGAACAUGGUAGGAGUACGCCAUUACUACCAGCCGAUGUUUAAAAUAUUUUAGUUCCUUGGUUGUGGAAGAAGAUGAAGUUGUAUAUAUAUUUUAUGCCAGUUUGUAUUUUAUUGUGUGGUCAGUACAUGUGAAUGACAGUGUAGUGUAUAGAUAUUAACAAAUCAGUUUAUGUAAUGUUAAAGUAAAUAAAUACUUUGGUAUUUUUCAUUGCAUCAGCAUAUUUGUCAUUUAGAUCUCAAAAUGGUAAAAUAGUGUAUCUUGUAUCAUGUUGUUUCUGUAGGAAUGAUGAUGAAUACCUCAUAUUUUGUAUUUUUAUAUUUAUUUUUAUAUAAUGUACAGAUAAAUCAAAUAUUUAUUCAUUAGGUGUACUGAUGUUAACCUUUCACUAGUCUGGAUUAUGUAAAUGUAUUCUAUUUGAUUGUCAUCAAUGUAUGCUACACUGUCAUUGACAAAUACCAGCAUUAAGGACCGACCAUUUGAUAUUCGGGAGUGUCCAUGAAAAUUCUUGAGUUUUUUUAUGGUUGAGACUUUUGUAAAAAUAGGUAUUACCUGGCACAAAAAUUUCAUUGUUGCAAGGUGUUUUGCUUUCAAAUAAUUUAGGCUCAUAGUUUGAAAUAUAAAAUUAUCUGGUUUGUAGCUGUAGCAGUAAAAAUAUCUAAUCAAGAUACAAAUUCUCUCCCCCCCCCCAUCCCCUUGAAUAUAAAAUGGUUGUUCCCUUAAGUAAAUCGAGUCUUAAGUUCAGUUAGAAUGUUGUAGUAUAUAUGCUGCUUGUAUAUACACAUGAAUAAUCAGGAAUAAAUGACAUAAGUCCACUCGGGAAAAAAAAUUGCCUGAGCACAAUGACAACUAACCCCUAUACAAGACUUGUAUGUCCCCAUUGGUACAGGUCAGGCUAGUGGACUCAAAGCAUUAUCCAUAAUAACACGUAGAUCUCAGUAUUUUUUCAGUUGACUCUUUUGCAAUCAACUAAUCCUUGUAAUCUCAAUGUAGUUUAGUGAUGAACAGUUUCAGUAUAUAUACAACAGAGAUUUGAUCAAACAAUGGUGUAUUACCAUCAGGAGUAAUCAAAGUAUUUAAUGAGCAGGAAAAUCAAAUAUCAAAUCAUGCUGAUAUCCAGUACAUGUCACUGAAGGAUUUUACUGGGUUGUCUGACCUUGCAACUCUGCGGUCAAGUCAUCAGCAUAUGUGUCACUGCAUUACUAAUACAAAUAGCACAUUUCAGGACAUUGUUAAUUCCUCUGCAACAUGACUGUUCGUGCUUAGUUUCAUCUAGUCUGAAUGCAGCGGUCAGCGUUAGAAAUUGGCACUAGUCCUGUAGUCCUUACCAAACUGCCCAAUGGUAAAGGUAUCCUAAGGACCAGUAGAAAUUGGCCAAUUUUUUUAGGGAUUUGCUAUAUGUUAUCAUCAUAAGGACUAGUGGACAAAAACUGUUAGUUUCUAACCCUUAUGCUGGUUGAACAAUCCAGUAGCUUCUACGCAGGUUUAGGCUGUAGGAUGGAAUUCUAGUAAGGACCAUGACAUCGUUUUGUUUUUUGACUGUAAAAGCAAUGAUUUCAGUUGACAGACUGACAGUAAAUAGAUACAAAGUGAUGGAAGUGACAUGAGACAUGUUCAUAUGUGUUUCAAUGGAGUUUAGGCCUAUUGCUUAAGGGUAUGCAGCAUUGUCAUACAUCACUGUUAAUGUCAAAAUUGGAUUAAUCCUGUGAAGUAUGCGUUGACAGCAUCUAUGUAAACUUGUUACCAUCGCAUCUCGAACACUUAACACCUACAAUUAAGUACAGCUUUGUGCUGCUUUGUAAUAAUAAAUGUUGUCAUUUUGAAGGCAUUACAUGUGUACUUAAAUAUUGACCAUUGUUUACAUACACUAUUUUGCCUAUUUAUAUAUCUUCUAUAUAUAGUUGUGUCUGAAGUAUAGUAGUUUUUGAAAAUCUAUGCAAGCUAGUUUACACGGUCUUUCUGAGACCUUCAGGCACCAUGGUCACAACUGAAAUGAUUUAUGAUAAGUGAUCAGCACCAUCAGUGAUCUGGAUUAAUAAAAGAUGAUUUUAGAAUAAAAGCAGUUCUGUU
Molecule: messenger RNA, 4231 nt
Organism: Haliotis rufescens (red abalone)
Lineage: Eukaryota; Metazoa; Mollusca; Gastropoda; Lepetellida; Haliotidae
Product: twisted gastrulation protein homolog 1-A-like
Exons: 4
Coding region: 153-908 (251 amino acids)
Biological process (GO): regulation of BMP signaling pathway
Source: RefSeq, a predicted model, not a curated record